Messenger RNA from Aspergillus piperis CBS 112811, 1156 nucleotides. Its product is annotated as DUF3431 domain-containing protein. The transcript is spliced from 3 exons. Bases 248 to 1150 code for a protein of 300 amino acids. The record is from RefSeq and is a predicted model, not a curated record. Lineage: Eukaryota; Fungi; Ascomycota; Eurotiomycetes; Eurotiales; Aspergillaceae.
CAAUUAGAAAACCAAUCGUAAGGUCCAACCAGUGGCACUGGGAUGACUUUUCCGCGCAUUCCAAACCCAUCGCAAUGCAGGUAUGCUGCGAUCCGUAGGUAUGUAAGUGUUUCAGCAACACAGAUAAGACACCGAGCCCGAAGCCUGCCAUGCAUUACAGAUAAGAUUGAAUGCUUCGGAAGUCUACAUAUGGAGAGUGAGAAUUUGCUGCGGUUUUCCCGCCUCUGCUUCUUACCUGCCACUCAUCAUGCGAAGGCCGUCGCGCUUUCAACUCUGCAUUUGUUUAUUAUUUCUCAUUAUAUUGAUACCCUUGAAAAGCCACCUCACGGAUCUUUGCGACCAGUAUCGUGCACAAGAGUACAUAGUUGAUUGGUUCAGUCUUGAGCGGACCAGCCAAGUGACAAUAUCUUCUCCAGGUCAGACUGGCGACAAGGUGAUCGUGGCUGCGAAGCUACAGGAGGAGCAGACAGAAUGGAUUGAGCAAGAACUACCCGACUGGCAACGAGCUAUCUACAUCGUCAACCCAUCACGAGAAGUUGCAGAUGAUGCCCGACAACUUAUAACACCCCUUAACAAGGGCCAUGAAUCCAUGGCUUACCUAACAUACCUUAUUGAUCACUAUGAUAGACUCCCUUCCACCAUUGCAUUUAUCCAUUCGCAUCGCUCGGGCUUUCUUCGAGCUUGGCAUGUCGAUGCACCUCUGCAUGAUAAUGUAUGGUCUAUGAAAGCCCUGCAGCUGAACUUUGUUAAGCAGAAUGGCUAUGUCAAUCUACGAUGUAAUUUGAACCCAGGGUGCAAGGCCAUAUACCAUCACGUAACACGUGAUGUCUUCACGGAAAUAUUUGAAGGCACCAGCACACCCCCACUGAACGGGACUGAUCUUGCGCUUGGAAGUGACAAACGCGCCAUGCAAAUCCCUGACACGGUUGGGGCAGCAUGUUGUGCGCAGUUUGCAGUAUCUCGAGAGCAGGUGCUUCAGCGCCCACGCGAAGACUAUAUCAAGAUACGGCAGUGGAUUAUCCACACGCCGCUGGAUGAUGCUCACAGUGGGAGGGUUAUGGAAUAUCUUUGGCAUAUCAUCUUCGGCAAAGAAGCUGUCUAUUGCCCAGAUGAAGAAGUCUGUUACUGCCAGGUGUAUGGGCUAUGUUGAAUGAUG